Molecule: messenger RNA, 1765 nt
Organism: Eutrema salsugineum
Lineage: Eukaryota; Viridiplantae; Streptophyta; Magnoliopsida; Brassicales; Brassicaceae
Exons: 3
Coding region: 295-1563 (422 amino acids)
Source: RefSeq, a predicted model, not a curated record
UGGUGUCAGCCUCUGCUUUGUUCUUCUAGAUGCAGCUGCUCCUCGAAUCUACAAGAGAAAAAAACCCCUAAAUUGCGGCUGAAUCUAGUUUCUUUGUGUAUUACUUUUUACCUCCUAUCACAGCUCCUGAAUCUUUGAUUUGAACCCUAUUUUCUCUCUGAAAUGCGUGCCGCUCCUUCCAACUAGAUGACCUGUGUGAGAUUUGAAUCGAGAUUUCUGUCUCUUUGGAUCUGGUGAUUUCCUUCUCACCAAAUUUGUUACCAAGAACAAACAGAGGCAGAGAGUUUGACGGUAAUGGCGAGCUCUAACCAUCAUAACAGGCUUCCUAUUCGAGAACGGAGGAAGCGAUGGGUUGGGUGUUUAAAAGCAUUGUCUUGUUUUGGUUCAAAAAAAGGAGAGAGACGAAUCGUGCCGGCUUCUCGAAUAACUGAGGGGAAUGUAGCAGCAACUGGUCAAUCAAAUCAAUCUCAGGCACCGGGAUUGAGUAAUCACGCUACAUCUAUGCUUGCUCCACCUUCGUCUCCAGCUUCUUUCUCACAUUCUCCUGCUCCUUCGAUAGCCCAAUCUCCGAAUUGUCUCCUUUCUUUAUCUGCUAACUCGCCUGGAGGUCCUUCAUCUGCAUUAUUUGCAACCGGGCCUUAUGCCCAUGAGACCCAAUUGGUUUCACCACCGGUUUUCUCAACCUAUACCACAGAGCCAUCUACUGCUCCUUUCACUCCUCCUCCUGAGUUAGCACACCUCACCACUCCUUCUUCACCCGAUGUACCUUAUGCUCGGUUCUUGACAUCUGCUGCCGAUCUCAAGAAAACAGAGAAAGCCAAUUAUAUUUCUGCAAACGAUCUUCAUGCAACAUACGCACUGUGUCCUGGCAGUCCUGCAAGCAGUCUCAGAUCUCCAGUCUCAAGGAUCUCAGGCGAUUGUCGAUCCUCAUCUUUUCCUGAGCGCGAGUUCUCACCACAAUGGGAUCCUUUGGCUUCUCCAAGAACCGUCAAAUGUUCAAGGAGUGACUCUAGUUAUGCUCAGACACCUGAAACAAACACUACUCCAAAGGCAUCUCAGGACUCAAAUUUCUUCUGUCCUGACACAUUUGCUCGAUACUAUCUUGACCAUGAUGCUCCGUUUUCUCAUACUGGUGGAAGACUAAGUGUUUCUAAGGAUUCAGAUGUUUAUCCGAAUAGCGGCAACGGUCAAAGCAUUUCUAAGCAAGAUAUGGAAGAGCUAGAAGCAUACAGAGCUUCCUUUGGUUUUAGCGCAGAUGAAGUCAUUACUACAAGCCAAUAUGUGGAGAUCACACAUGUUAACGAUGACUCCUUGAGACCUCGUAGUACCUUGGAUGCAUCAGAAGGUGAAAGGUUAAAUUCAUAUGGCUCUGAGGCGGCUAGCUUGGACCUCGAGUUGUACAACGAUCAUAUGCGGAGAUCAAGCACGCCGGGCAAUGUAGGACAAGAAAAGUCUAGUAGAAAGUACAAGACGGGUCUGUGCAGUUCGGAUGCAGAAAUCGAUUACAGAAGAAGUGGACGAAGCUUCAGGGAAGGCAGAGGAGAUUUUGCGUGGCAUGACUAGAAAACCCUUUUUACUGAUCUGUAGAGUUUAGUUUUUCUUUUGUUCGUUUUGUGGCUUGCCAGAACAAAUUAAGCUUGGGUUCUGUUCUCUGGUGUUUUAGUUUAUAUUAUACAAAGAAAUAUACUCAUAGAAUAUACGUAUAAUUCCUAACAAAUGACUGUUUGUAUGCUAAGAGUCUGCUUGUCUGCUUGGUAAGAACUGU